Messenger RNA from Cannabis sativa, 1304 nucleotides. RefSeq names its product 2-oxoglutarate-dependent dioxygenase 19. The transcript is spliced from 5 exons. Lineage: Eukaryota; Viridiplantae; Streptophyta; Magnoliopsida; Rosales; Cannabaceae. The record is from RefSeq and is a predicted model, not a curated record. Bases 117 to 1166 code for a protein of 349 amino acids.
ACCUCUAGUACUAGCCUUUUACCAUUUCUCUUUCUUAAUAUAUAUCUCCCUCUCGUUUUCUCUAUUAUUCCAAAAUUUAUGGUCACAUAAUAUUGUUCCCUUCCCAAUAAAAAAAAAUGAUGUCAAUCAAAGCAUUAGCUGAAUCACCUAACCUAACUUCAGUUCCCCCCACCUAUACAAUAUUCUCCAAUACUACUCCCAAUGAUCAACCUCAACCUCAACCACAACUCCAAAUCCCCAUCAUUGAUCUCUCCCUUCUAACCUCUAGUGAUCCAGAUCAACGGUCCAAAACCAUCACUGAAUUAGGCAAAGCAUGUCAAGACUGGGGCUUCUUUAUGGUGAUCAAUCAUGGUGUGGCAGAGAGAUUAAUGAGUGAAGUUUUAGAAGGGUGUAGAGGUUUUUUUGAUCUUAGUGAAGAAGAGAAGCUUGUGUUUAAGGGUACACAUGUUAUGGACACAAUUAGGUAUGGUACAAGCUUCAAUGCAUCGGUAGAGAAAGCUUUGUAUUGGAGAGAUUAUCUUAAGGUUCUUGUUCCUCAGCACCAUCCUCAUCAUUUUCAUUUCCCUAAUAACCCAUCUGGGUUCAGUGAGAUUGCAUUAGAGUACUUGAAGAAAACCAGGGAAGUAGUGAAGAUAAUACUUGAAGGCAUAUCAAAGAGUUUAGAAUUGGAAGGCAAUUACAUAUACAAAACACUUGAAGUGAAUUCAGGCUUACAAAUAUUUAUAGCAAAUCUGUAUCCUCCAUGUCCUCAGCCAGAGCUUGCAAUGGGGUUGCCACCUCAUUCAGACCAUGGCCUUUUAACCCUUCUCACUCAAAAUGGAAUUGGUGGACUUCAAAUUCAACACAAGGGCAAUUGGGUCAAUGUCAAUCCUAUUCCCAAUUCCUUCUUGGUCAACACAGGAGACCAUCUUGAGAUAUUGAGCAAUGGGAAGUACAAAAGUGUUGUGCAUCGAGCCGUAGUGAACAAAAAUGACACAAGAAUCUCACUAGCCAUAGCCAAUGGACCAGCCCUUGAGACAGUUGUGAAUCCAGUACCAAAGCUGGUUGAAAGCCAUGAUUCUCAUUCAUCAGCAUUUGCUGGAAUGAAGUAUAAGGAUUAUGUGCAACUUCAACAAAGUAACAACCUUUGUGAUAAGUCAAUCUUGGAUCGUAUUCGAAAUUAUUAGCUAGCUGUGAUCUUUCAUGAAAAAAGAAUAAGAAAGUAAUUGUAAUGGAGCUGUUUGUAGCAAAGUGUUAUAUGGGGUAUUGAUAUUCUUAGUGUUGGUAACUCUGAAGAUUAUUAAUUUAUUAGUGUUUUUAUGGUU